CGACCGUCUCGUGUACCCCGCGGAGGUGCUGCGUUUCCGUGCUCCAACGUGCACGACACAGCCGUAACACGCAUACAGCCACACGUACAUGCGACUCCAGCCUCACACACAUACCCGUUCUACGCCGAUACGUUUUUACGUGGCCGUGCACGCACGCCUGGCCCACCCACACAAUCGCAGAAUCGUGGAUAGGCGCGCGUGUGUACCGUCCACCUUCACGCACACACACACACACCUGUUCCAUCGGUCGCGAGGAACACGCCGAUAUCUCGCGACAAUCCGCGACAGUUCGACGACGCGCGUGUUUAUCAAGACCAUCUGGAACUGGUGCUUAAUAUCGUCGAAGCCAACGCGGGGCUCGAAUCAUCCCCCGCGGUGGAGGUGCAGGAGGAGGAACCAACUCUCUGCAGCGUGGAUGCUGCCGACGUUGCAAGCCUCCAUGCCUGGAUCGCGUGUUUUCGGUGAAUUCGAUGGAAAUUUCGUCGAUGGAGCACGUGGAUGGAAGGAUCGCGCGGAUCGCAGCCAGAUCCGCAAUGUAUCAAAGUGUCUUCACCUUCGUACGAUUCGGGAUUCACUGAACGACUGAUCGUUCGAUUCAAAUGUGUCCGGCUGGCAGAAAUUCUUCCGUAUAUUUCGACAUCUCGUGAAUGAAACAGCGUUCGAACUGUUCGAGCUGCGAAAGUGGAUAUCAAGUGGAACUGCCAGGUGAAUAUACACCGAAAUUGGGACAACGUCCGUCGGCGAUUCGCGUGAAUUUCUCCCGGUAAUCGGCGAGGCACGUGCCCCGUAAUGCGAACGGUGCAUUAGACGAACAGGUGGGAACGGAGUGCGAGCGCAUCACGUGCCGUUCACGCGCGCGUUCUUUUGCAAACAAAAAAAAAAAACAAAAACAAUUCGUGUGCCCGUUUGGGGGGACAGAACAGCGACAAGCGGAUCGGUGGAGAAUUCGUGAAAGAUCCACGGAAGAGGCUGUCGCGAAGCUGUCGGUCUUUAUCGAGGCUACGUCACGUGAACAACAACGCGACUCGACUCGAUUAAUUAUCGACGAUCGUGGUGAAACGAGCUUCGACUUCCAAAGGAAAAGGCUGUCGAGGAGGAGGAGAGAGAGAGAGAGAGAAAGAGAGAGAGAAAGGGGGAAACGAAGAAGAAGGAUCGUAACGACCUAGCGAUAUCGCACGAUCAAAGGCAACCGUACCGAGGGAAAGGUACCUGUCGCGACGCGAGAGUGCACGUAAACAUCUCAUCGAAAAGCCCGGUCCCCCGUAUCCUGGAUCGACUCCUCGUCCUCGUUCGAAAGCCGAGACGAUCUCUCUCGCUGCGAGGCGAUCCUUCGCGCCUCCUCUGUCUCACGAUAUCCGAGAACGUUCGAACGCGAGGUCAAGAGAGAGAAACUCGCGAGAAACUCCGAUGCACGUCACUUUUCCAAUUUUCCAAAGUUUCCAAACGAUUCUUCGUUCUUCACGAAACCUGAAGUGUUUUCUUCUCUUUUUUUUUUUUUUUUUUUUAUUCUUUGAACGAGUGUUUGAGAAGUGUUUGACGAAGUGGAGAACCGUGAGAUUCAAGGUAUAUAUAUAUAUAUAUAUAUAUAUAUAUUUACAUAUAUAUUUAUAUUCCGAUCAACGAGUGGCUCUUCUGAUAAUCUGAGGUGUGUGCGGACCGAAAUUAAGCAUCGAAGAAGUGAAGUGUGAUCGACGAACGGGGGAUGAUCGUAUGCAAUCGUAACCGAUAGUCCGCAGUCGGUAGUAUGUGACGAGUGUUUUUCUGAACCGAAUCCUAUCCUUGGAAUAACUUGGCCGGAUAUAUCCAGAGAGGCGUCGAGUGGCUCUGAUCUCAGUUUCGACUUGAAAUCGUCGGGAGUGGCUGGAAGAAGAAGGAGAAGACGAGCGCAGGUGACCCACGGGGAAUGGUGAUGCGGUAGUCGAAGGAUUCCUCGUGAGGAAAGACAUGAGGGCGGCCGCCGCCUACGUCCUGUUCCUUGCCCACCUCAUACAGGCGACGAACGCGAGCGGAUUCUUCGAGGUGCAGAUCCUCUCGCUGACGAACAACAGGGGCACCCUGGUGGACGGUAGGUGUUGCGGCGGAGGAAGCGAUGGCGGAGCAAAGGGAGAACUACCACCGUGCACGACACCGUGCUCGACAGCCUUCUGGCUCUGUUUGAAAGAAUAUCAAUCGAACGUCACUGCCAUCGGCUCGUGCAGUUUUGGCAACGUAUCUAGUCACGCCCUCGGCCAGAACACCUUCACCCUCAGCGAACCUGUCACCCUGCAACUUCAUUUCACCUUCCGAUGGACGAGGCAAUUCACGCUGAUCCUGCAAGCGAGAGACGAGGCGAACACAGGCGUGAUCGAGGAAGCGAGUUUCAGCGGCAUUGUCCUGCCAGGGCCCACGUGGCACACUCUCAAUCAUGAAGGAAGAAACGCUCAUCUAGCUUAUCGCGUUCGGGUCCAGUGCGCGGACCAUUAUUACAACGCGACCUGCACGAAGUUCUGCAGGCCGAGGAACGAUAUAUUCGGCCAUUACACCUGCGACGAGAACGGCGAUAAGGUGUGCAUACAGGGGUGGAAAGGCGCCGAUUGUGAAAUAGCGGUUUGCAAGGAGGGUUGCCACCCAGUGCACGGCCACUGCAACGUGAGCGGCGAGUGCAAGUGUCGACACGGAUGGCGCGGUGAACUGUGCGACCAGUGCACACCGUAUCCCGGCUGCAAGCACGGAUACUGCAACGGUUCCAGCUGGCAGUGUAUCUGCGACACGAACUGGGGUGGUAUCCUCUGCGACCAGGAUCUCAACUAUUGCGGCACGCACGAGCCCUGUCAGAACGGUGGCACGUGUGAGAAUACAGCGCCAGAUCAAUAUAAGUGCACCUGUCCCGAGGGAUUCUCCGGACCGACUUGCGAGAAAGUCGACAAUCCCUGCGCCUCCAACCCUUGCGUCAAUGGAGCGACCUGCAGAGAACUGGGAGAGAGCGCUCAUUGCGAAUGCGCUCCUGGAUUCUCCGGGCCUUACUGCGUCACGGACAUCGACGAAUGCGCGUCCCAACCUUGCCAAAACGGAGGCACCUGCGUUGAUGGGAAGAACGGGUUCGCGUGCAACUGUCCACCAGCCUGGCAGGGCAUCCUGUGUCAGUUCGACGUGGACGAGUGCGCCUUGAAGGAAUCGCCGUGCAAGAAUUCGCUGACCUGCGUGAACCUUGCUGGCGACUAUAAGUGUCGCUGCAGGAGCGGUUUCACGGGGAAAAAUUGCACGAAGAACAUCAACGACUGCGUCGGCCAGUGUCAACACGGAGCGCUGUGCAUCGACCUGGUCGACGACUAUCACUGCAGCUGUACCGCGGGAUAUUCAGGCAAGGAUUGCGACGUGGACAUCGACGAGUGCGCCUCGAAGCCUUGCCAAAACGGCGGCGAAUGCAGAGACCUGGUGAACUCUUACGAGUGCGUGUGCCCAGUCGGUUUCACCGGAUAUCAAUGCGAGAUCGACAGGGAUCACUGCAGCCCGAAUCCAUGCAGAAAUUCUGCGCCAUGCUUCAACACGCAAACGGACUACUAUUGCCACUGUCCAGAACAGUGGCAGGGGAAGAACUGUUCCGAGCCGGCAGCCCAUAAUCCGCAAUUCGGCGUCAUGGAUGAAGAGUCUGGCUGCGGUAGCGAGGGCACGCCAUGCGGAGGCAGAGGCAGAUGCAGCGGCGGUAGAUGUAUUUGCGAUCCUGGAUACACAGGGAUGCACUGCCACGAGAACAUCAACGAUUGCAGAGGGAAUCCUUGCUUGAACGGCGGCACUUGCGUCGAUUUGGUUAACUCGUUCCAGUGUAUCUGCAGGGAGGGAUGGACUGGAGAUUUAUGCGAUCAAGACGUAGACGAGUGCACAGCCUCCCCUUGUCGCAACAACGGCACCUGCGUCGACGGAGUGGCGGACUUCACCUGCAUUUGUAGAGACGGCUGGAAAGGGAAAACCUGCGCCCUUCGUGCCGGCCACUGCGAACCUGGUACGUGUCGCCACGGUGGAACUUGUCAGGAUCGUGGUGAUGGAUUCACCUGUCAUUGUCCUCCAGGAUGGGAGGGAGCUGCCUGUCACAUAGCGUCGCCAGCGUGCGCGAGUAAUCCUUGCGAGAACGGAGCGACCUGCGUGAACACCGCCGAUGGCAAUUACAGAUGCGUCUGUCGCGAAGGUUUCGAGGGGCCGAACUGUCGUCGAGACGUUGACGAUUGUCAACCGUUACCGUGUUUAAACGGAGGGAAAUGCGUAGACGGAAUCAAUUGGUUCAGGUGCGAAUGUGCAGCAGGUUUCACCGGUCCGGACUGUCGGAUAAACGUGAACGAAUGCGCCAGUGACCCCUGCACAAGUGGAUCGACAUGCGUGGACGGUAUAGCGAUCUACUCCUGCAUCUGUCCGCCAGAUAGAACCGGUGCUCGCUGCGAGAUCCGCACCGCCGGUGGCCCAGGAUGCCCCAUAGCCAGCUGGGACGACGACUGCAACGUCUGCGAGUGCAGAAACGGCAAGAGCCAAUGUAGCAAUAUCUGGUGCGGUCCUGGCAACUGUCUGAAUGGUACAUCGUGCCUAGCUCACGAGGUCUGUGUACCCAGUCCAAGCGAGAGUUGCCUGGCUCCGUCGUGUCUAGCUUGGGGUGAAUGUCGUCCAAUAGAAACCGGAAGAAGAGUAGGACCACCUGCUCUGCCUGCGCCGCCUUCUUGUUGGCCUGGACAGGCCACACCAGGUCCAACCUGUUCCAGAUUGACCAUCUUGUUAAGAAGAGACACUCUCGCCACAGGCACGUCCGUCGAGAUCCUCUGCAGACGAUUGAGGAAGCUCCUAGCUGACCCAAGAAGGCCGCAAUCCAUCGUUCUUCUGUGCGAUCUUAAACCUGGAGACAACGACACAGUGGAAGUGACUGUCUUCUCCGAAGCAGCCGCGGACGCGGCCAGAGAUCUAGGUGAAGCUCUCAGCAGACCUCUGGGCAGACCUCUCGCUCUGGCCUCCGUGCUGGAGGUCAAAGUGGAGACGGCCUUGCUCAGUGAGCCAAGUUCCGUGAACUCCAACAGCGCCGGUAGCUACGUGGCCGUUCUAGGCGGAGCUCUGGCGACAAUUUUAGUCCUCGCGCUGUUCGGUGGACUGUGGUAUCUUAGAACGAUCAGACAGAGAUCGAGUUUGACCGCAACGACCAGCAGCGAGACCUCGUUGCAUCGGCAUCGUAGCGAUUUGGACGAAAAGUCGAACAAUCUUCAAAACGAGGAGAACCUGAGGAGAUACGCGAAUCCCUUGAAAGAUCAGGAUCAAGGAGAGCCAAGGGUCUCCGUGGUGAGACCUCUGUCGGGGACUUCGUUGGCUCUUGGCGCGACAGAAGAAAGUUUGGAGAUGGUCUCCGAGGACAGUAGACAUCGUUUGCCACCGCUUUACAAACCUCCGAGCGCCGAGGCCAGGAACAACACUGCCAGUUUCACGUACGAAGAAGGACCCCACAAGCCGUACAGUAAACCAAGACUCCAGGAGCCGACGUAUUCUUCUCACCAGCAACCAGGCACUAGCCAGACUUCAGGAUCCCAUCAAGUGCUCACGGUUCACGUGUAACACGAUGGACUUGCGAAUGUUUAAAUACAUCGACCUUCGAGGAAAAAAAUAUUGUCCAUACUUUCGGACGAAGAGAACAGCUGCCAAGGACAUCAAGGAAGAAUGAUCAUUAAUGAUUGGCUUAGUUUUAACGAACAGAUCGCACGGAUCUCUCACUUUAGGAAAUUAAAUUGUGAAAAAUUGUGCAUUCCGUUUCGAGAAGUUCCCUCUUCUUCGUCGAGUGAUAUAAAAACAUGGAAGACAUAGAACGAUGCAGAAGGGAAGGGACAUAUUUCUUUUUCAACAAGGUUUCAUUGAUAAAAAGGAAAAGAUUGUUUGAACAGAACCGUUUUUAUCACAAAAGAGAUCAUCGUUCUCUAUCUUCCUCAAGAUGAAUCCCCUCGCUAUUCCACGACAAUAAUCGACGGUCUACAAUUAUAUAUCAACAGCGCCGAGUUGUUUUAUCGUUGUACAUAUGUAUAUAGCCCGUACUUAUUAAUUUCGCUAAGCCUGUAUCACCUCUGAACGCCGUCGUCCCUAUGGACAGCCUUAAGGUCUAACUAUCGACGUUGUAUCCGCGUUAAAAUCGUAGGCAUUCAUGCACGAUCCGAAGCCGAGAACACGGCCAAUUAACGACAGCCACCGAAUACGUUUUCGUAGAGCUAUAGGCGAAUAGCACGUAGGCGAAUUAAUCUUGCGUGAACGGAGGCUUCGGAUGUUCCGUUGGACGAUAUUAUUGUGAUACUCAUAGAGCGAACGAGAGAAGGAGUGCGAGAGAGAAUAUCGUAGAGUUUAUCCAUCGUGACACCCUCUUUGAUAAGUUACGAGCCGAUUAAUCGAUCGUUUCAGCCAGCGAUCGGCCUGAAAAAAUAAUUCGUUCGUCGAUUAAUUCACUGGUCUUUUUUUUAAGAUUUCUCAAUGAUUUUCAACAGUUUCAUAAAUAUUGCAGGAAAAAUCAGUUAUUUCGUUGAUGAUGUUCAUAAAUGCUGAUCAAGUGAAUUAAAAAGAAGAGAACGAUGUAUUUUUUUCUGUAGACAGAGGGCGCGUACGGAGGAUUUUUGCCAACGACGAGAAGCGACAAACGACACGGUCGCACGAUCGAAGCGACGUAUAAUGUAAAUAGAUCCACAGUACAUAGAUGCAGAUACUUUCCUGCCCCUUUUUUUUUUUUUUUUUUUUUUUUUUUUUUUUGGAUCUCCCUCACCUAUAUCCUCCUAUCUUCUCCCUGUUAGAUGUGCAAUUUUUAUUUCUUUUUUCUCUUCUCUCUCUUAGUUCCAAGCGUGUGACAACGCGAUCAACGACGCACGAAAAGCACACGUGUUACUAGACUUUCAUCGAGGAGAAGAUCGCAUAAACUCGUAUUAGGCAUACGUAAGCUGUAACGGAAGAAAAAUUUUUAUAACAGAUAGUUUAUUUUAUAAAGAAAUCUAUAUUAUUAUACAAAAUAUAUAAAAGCGAUGGAAAAAUAUAUAUAUAUAUA
Molecule: messenger RNA, 7018 nt
Organism: Frieseomelitta varia
Lineage: Eukaryota; Metazoa; Arthropoda; Insecta; Hymenoptera; Apidae
Gene: Ser
Product: protein jagged-1-like
Exons: 6
Coding region: 1945-5559 (1204 amino acids)
Biological process (GO): multicellular organism development; heterophilic cell-cell adhesion; establishment or maintenance of epithelial cell apical/basal polarity
Cellular component (GO): protein-containing complex; plasma membrane
Molecular function (GO): calcium ion binding; Notch binding
Source: RefSeq, a predicted model, not a curated record